Messenger RNA from Acanthocheilonema viteae, 1290 nucleotides. The record is from the annotation of a GenBank genome assembly. Lineage: Eukaryota; Metazoa; Nematoda; Chromadorea; Rhabditida; Onchocercidae.
AUGCAUAACUAUAAGGGAAAAAAUGAAGAGGAGAAAUUAUCAUAUAAUACAUCACUGAUACAUAAUAUCACACGAGUUCUCGAUACCAUUCUUCUCAAUCAGAAUCGUCAUUUUCGACCUAUCAACGGGGAUCCUAAUGCUCCAUUAAAAGUUGAAAUUGACAUUUCUGUACGCAGCAUUGGACCAAUAUCGGAACAACAAAUGGAAUUCUCAUUGGAUUGCUAUUUUCGGCAAAAAUGGUUAGAUCGACGGUUAGCCUUCGAUACGUUCGCAAAUCGAGAAGAUUUACCAAUUGCUAGCAAAAUGCUUAAAGAUAUAUGGACACCGGAUACAUACAUUCGAAAUGGACGACAUUCAUAUUUGCAUACUCUGACAGUACCCAAUGUUCUUUUUCGAGUUCGUUAUGAUGGACAAAUUCAUGUAUCACAACGAUUAACAAUACGAAGCCGAUGUGAAAUGUUUUUCAAAAAAUUCCCAAUGGAUCGUCAAGCAUGUCCAAUUGAAAUUGGUAGUUUGGGUUAUUUCUCCAAAGAUGUCGUUUACGUAUGGAAAGAUGUAGAAUUGGAUUCAAAAAUGAACAAUAUGCUUGCACAGUAUCGGCUACUUCACGUCAUCAAAACGUCGUAUAAUUGGACUGAUCCACAUGUAUCGGUGCUAAAAGUAUAUUUUAAACUUCAACGUCAACAAGGUUUCUACAUACUGCAAAUUUAUACGCCAUGUACGCUGAUAGUUGCAGUAUCUUGGGUCAGCUUCUGGAUCAACAAAGAAUCAUCACCUGCUCGAGUUUCAUUAGGAAUAAUGACAGUACUUUCCGUGUCAACAUUGGGUUUCAGUUAUCGAUCCGAUUUGCCGAAAGUUUCGCAUUCAACGGCUCUCGACAUUUAUAUCAUUUCGUGUUUCGGAUUUGUGUUCGCUGCAGUAAUCGAAUACGCCAUCAUCAAUUAUGUGAAUAGAAUCAAUAUGCGAAACAAAGUAUCAAAAAUGCGCAUGUUAUCGACGCCACUAAUGCUCUCGAGACCAGAUGUUAAUAUUCACAACCAAACAAUGGCUCCAGAUUCAAAACCUCAACCAGAUCCACAUUUAUUUAUACCAAAGCAGGAGUGUUCAGUGUUCCGUCGAAUUGCCGCAAAAGCAAGUGAAAAAAUGAAAAUCAAGAAUCCAACGAAUGUAGUCAGUCGAAUAGAUUCCGCUUCCAAAAUAGCCUUUCCAUCGCUUUAUAUUUUAUUCAAUGUUAUCUAUUGGCUAGCUUUCCUUUACUGGAUUCCCGAUGAAAUAAGCAGUCUUAUUUAG